Molecule: messenger RNA, 1731 nt
Organism: Bicyclus anynana (squinting bush brown)
Lineage: Eukaryota; Metazoa; Arthropoda; Insecta; Lepidoptera; Nymphalidae
Product: facilitated trehalose transporter Tret1-like
Exons: 3
Coding region: 187-1635 (482 amino acids)
Biological process (GO): transmembrane transport
Cellular component (GO): membrane
Molecular function (GO): transmembrane transporter activity
Source: RefSeq, a predicted model, not a curated record
ACAAAAUGCAAUGCAGCCUGCUCUGAUUAACGGUAAUUCGGGUUAAUUACCAUUAAUAUUAAAAAAGAUAACACUUUGUCUCAAGCAAGUCGUUCUGUGUAAGCUGGGACGAUGUUGAUUUAUAGACGUAUCUAGGAUAUUGUGUGCAUUAUAAUUAGACAUCAAUUAAAUAGUGAUUUCUGGAUAAUGGUGGCACCGGCUGUGAAACAGACGUGGACAGUGAUGGGAGUACUCGUCAACAUGCUAAGUCAGGGCAUGGUGCUGAGUUUCCCGUCGAUCCUACUCCCUGCGGUGCAGUCACCAGGGUCCGAGAUAAAAGCUGACCUACAUACUGCUUCUUGGUUGGCAUCAUGCGUAGGAGUCUCCAGUAUGCCAGGAUUACUGAUAUCUUCAUUCCUGAUGGACUGGCUCGGAAGGAAGACAGCACAAAUCAUUAUGAUCAUACCAGGCACUAUCGGGUGGAUUUUAAUAUCCUUCGCUUCCAAUGUAACCGUUCUGAUGAUUGGGAGAAUUCUUUGUGGAUUCACUGCUGGACCUUGUUUUGUUUUAGCAGCUGUGAUUAUUGGCGAAUACACGAGUCCCAGACACAGAGGGAUGUUCUUAAAUUUAAAGACUACUGUCGCUUGUCUUGGGAAUAUGAUGGUUCACAUCUUGGGUAAUUUUUUAGCCUGGAAACAUGUGGCACAUGUGGCGUUAGUGCCACAAAUCGUUGCCAUGUUAAUAAUCUUCACGUGGCCGGAAAGUCUCGCGUGGUUAGCUUCGAAAAAAAGAUUUAAAGCAAGCGAAACAUCAUUUUAUUGGUUAAGAGGUACAAGUGACAAAUCGAAGAGAGAAAUUGAUGAAUUGAUCCGAGCUCAAAAGGAAAGAUUGGAUGGCUUAAAUUCUGCUACUGAAUCAGAAAAUAUAUUAAUAUUUUUCAAAAAAAUUUCAAGAAGGAACUUUCUCAAGCCUUUGAUAGUCAUGGUAUUCGCUGGACUGUUGCAAGAAGCUUGCGGCAGACACAUUUUCUCUGCCUUUGCGAUACAAAUAGUUAAUGAAGUGACUGGUAAUAACAUAAAUUCUUUUUACUACACAUUGGGUGUGGAUUUAAUAAUUACUGUGAGCGCUCUGUUUUCUUCGGCGUUAGUAAAAGUAAUGAGACGGCGUACUCUACUGUUUUCAACGGGGUUUGCAGCUUUAUUUGUAUUAGCGUGUGUAUGUAUGUACCUUUAUCUGGUGACUAAAGGAAUAAUGUCUAACAACAAACCUUGGGUCCCUAUGUUAUUGUUUUCUGUAUAUUUUAUUCUAUCUAAUUUAGGAUGUACCCCGAUACCGUAUGCUUUGUUGGGUGAGAUUUUUCCUUUAGUACAUAGAAGUGUAGGAGUAUUUUUAUCUAGCAUUUUGAUGUCAUUAUUUUUCAUUAUAGGCAUGAAAGUGACACCAUAUUUACUUGUUAGCGUGAAAGUAUAUGGGACUUUUGCCAUUUUUGGGUCAGUUAUGGGUCUAGCCCUGGUAACCCUUUGUUUUAUUCUCCCAGAAACUAACGAUAAAACUCUCCAGGAAAUAGAAAAUAAUUUUAAUGGUGGAAAAAUCAGACAGUUCCGUGUAAACGAUGACAAUGAAGUGGAAAUGAAAAUGAUACCUGACGAAUGUUGAUAAAAUCAAUAAAUUCUAUUUCAUGGUUUAAUCAUAAGUCUGUAUUAUUAUGAUUGUCAUUUCUAGGAGGUUAAAAAGUAAAUAAAGGUCUCUCUG